This is a messenger RNA of Otolemur garnettii (small-eared galago), 1822 nucleotides long. Its product is annotated as cytochrome P450 2C31-like. Gene Ontology annotation, molecular function: heme binding; iron ion binding; oxidoreductase activity, acting on paired donors, with incorporation or reduction of molecular oxygen, reduced flavin or flavoprotein as one donor, and incorporation of one atom of oxygen. The record is from RefSeq and is a predicted model, not a curated record. The transcript is spliced from 8 exons. Gene Ontology annotation, cellular component: cytoplasm; intracellular membrane-bounded organelle. Gene Ontology annotation, biological process: xenobiotic metabolic process. NCBI's taxonomy places the organism in Eukaryota, Metazoa, Chordata, Mammalia, Primates, Galagidae.
GUUUUCAAUUGCAUUUACACAAAGCCCAUCAAUGGAUCUCUUCAUUGUCUUGGUGAUUUGUCUGUCUUGUUUGAUUCUUUUUUCUCUGUGGAAUGCAAGCUAUGGCAAAGGAAAGUUGCCACCUGGCCCCACUCCUCUCCCAAUUGUUGGAAAUAUGCUACAGAUAAAUACUAAGAACAUCAGCAAAUGCAUAAGCAUGCUAGCAAAAGACUAUGGCCCUGUGUUCACUGUAUAUUUUGGCUUGAAGCCCACUGUGGUGUUCCAUGGAUUCAAAGCAGUGAAGGAAGCCCUGAUUGAUCGAGCAGAAGAAUUCUCUGACAGAGGGAGUUUUCCAGUGGUAGAAAACAUCACUCAAGGAUUAGGCAUUGUUUUCAGCAAUGGAAAAAAGUGGAAGCACACCCGGCGUUUCUCCCUCAUGGUUUUGCGGAAUAUGGGGAUGGGGAAGAAAACUAUUGAAGACCGAAUUCAAGAGGAAGCCUCGUAUCUGGUGGAACUGUUAAGAAAAACCAAUGCGCUCUCUCCUUCAAAUUGCAAGGGUGUGCUAGGGCAGGGAGCAUGUCUCAUUCAUCUUUUCUAGCUCAGGAUAGAGCAAAGUGUCUGACACAUAAGAGCUUGCACACGUUUGCUGAGUGAAUUAACGAAGGAUUCUGUCUUUUUUCAGCUCUACAAUGCCCUCCCUCUAUUACAUUAUCUCCCAGGAUGUCACAAAGAUUUAUUUAACAACUUUGCUCACCAAAAAGAGUUUAUUUUGGAGAAAAUAAAAGAGCAUCAAGAAUCUCUGGACAUCAAUAACCCUCGGGACUUUAUUGAUUACUUCCUGAUUAAAAUGGAGAAGGAAAAGCACAAUGAAGAGUCUGAAUUUACCAUGGAGAACUUGGUCAUCACCAUAUGGGAUAUGUUUAGUGCAGGAACAGAGACAACGAGCACCACAAUGAGAUACGGCCUCUUGCUCCUGCUCAAGCACCCCGAGAUCGCAGCUAAAGUCCAGGAAGAGAUCGACCGUGUGAUUGGCAGACACCGGAGCCCCUGCAUGCAGGACAGGAGCCGCAUGCCCUACACGGAUGCUGUGGUGCAUGAGAUCCAGAGAUACAUUGACCUUGUCCCUACCAACUUGCCACAUGCCGUGACCCAGGACAUUCAGUUUAGAGAGUUCUUAAUUCCAAAGGGCACAAACGUAUUAAUACAUCUGUCUUCUGUCCUGCAUGAUGAGAAAGAGUUUCCCAACCCAGAGCGGUUUGACCCUGGCCACUUUCUGGAUGAAAGUGGCAACUUUAAGAAGAGUGACUACUUCAUGCCUUUUUCAGCAGGUAAAAGAAUUUGUGCUGGAGAGAGUCUGGCCCGCAUGGAGCUGUUUUUAAUCCUGACCAGCAUUUUACAGAAUUUUACCUUGAAACCUCUGGUUGAUCCAAAGGACAUUGACGUCACCCCAAUUUCCAAUGGGUUAGGCACCAUACCUCCCUUCUAUGAGCUCUGUUUCAUUCCUGUCUGAAGAAAGUGCAGGCUACCAGACUUCAGUGCAAGACUGUCCACCUGCAUCUGAACAAACCUGUUGUAUUCUGACCUGUGUACCAGCCAUUAGCUACCUUUGUUUUUUUUUUUAUUAGGAGGAAUAUUAUCUGUGAGCCUUGCCUCUUUUAAUAUUUUCCAUCCUUUGAGAUCUGUUUCAAAUUUUCCUGCAUGAUAGAAUGUUCACUGUUUGGUCUCCAUUAAGAUUCUUUUUGUAGGGGUGGUGCUUGUGGCUCAGUGGGUGGGGCUCUGGCCCCAUAUGCCAAGAGUGGCAGGUUUAAACCCGGCCCCAGCCAAACUGCAAGGAAAAAAUAGC